UUUCAGGUAAAACGCUGCUAUUACGUUCAAGACUGUUGCCGAUACAACUCGUGUGUGGGACGAACUAGAUAAUACAAAACGAUCAUGCCUAAAUACGUGAUAACCUACUUCAACGGGAAGGGUGUGGCGGAGUCCUCUCGCCUGCUGAUGGCAUACGGCGGUGAGGAGUUUGAAGACCGCCGGGUCUCCUUCCAAGAGUGGCCUGAGUUGAAGCCUAAAACUUUAUUCGGAGCUCUCCCGACCCUGGAUAUUGAUGGCCAGCAGUACGCACAGAGCGUGGCCAUCUCGCGGUACUUCGGCCACAAGCACGGGCUGGCUGGAGACACCCUCGAGGAUGCACUGGAGAUCGACCAGAUGGUUGACUAUAUCAUGGAGCUACGUGUCAAACUUUCCGAAGUGCAUUACGAGGCAGACGAGGCUGUCAAGGAAGCGAAAUACGCUGAGCGAAUGAAAGAGGUCUUCCCAACAUACCUGGAGAGAUUCAACUCUAUCAUCACCAAGAACAACGGUCAUCUAGCUCUGGGCAAGUUGACAUGGGCCGAUUUCUUCUUCGCUGGUAUCUUCGGCUACCUGAAGACGAUGCUGCGGAUGCCCGACCUUGAGAAGAAGUACCCUGCCUUCAAGCAGGUCGUUGACACCGUGUACUCUCUUCCCAAAGUCAAGGCGUUUACUGAUGCUAUUCCAAAACCUGAUUUUAAUUACUAGAGAGAAUCUAAAGAGUGUAAUGUAUUAAUAUCUCUCGAACAAAACUGUAGCAAUUAGUUAAGAACUUAUUUAUUAUUUUGUGAGUUUGUGAAUAUGAAUUUGUUAACUUCCACUGUGUUAAACACAAUACUAGCGUGAUACCUGUGUGUGUUAUGUUUAAAACAUAAAAAAAGAUUUAUUAAGGUUAAGUUUAAGAAAUAUUUUUGUAAGCAAAGCAAGUAUUAAUUUUAUUC
Messenger RNA from Helicoverpa armigera (cotton bollworm), 938 nucleotides. RefSeq names its product glutathione S-transferase 2. NCBI's taxonomy places the organism in Eukaryota, Metazoa, Arthropoda, Insecta, Lepidoptera, Noctuidae. Gene Ontology annotation, molecular function: glutathione transferase activity. The transcript is spliced from 5 exons. Bases 85 to 705 code for a protein of 206 amino acids. The record is from RefSeq and is a predicted model, not a curated record. Gene Ontology annotation, biological process: glutathione metabolic process.